CCUCCUCUGUCCUGGCUUGGGGGGCCGCGGAGCAGGGCGCCACCGGCACGGGGCUGGACGGGGACCCGGGUGCCAGGUGCUCAGAGCAAAGGCGAGAUCAGAGAGGAGUUGUGCCACUCCUUCAAAGGCAUGAAUUAAACGCGCUUCCUCGCCGUCUGAGUGACAGCACCACCCAGGAGCCAGGAGCAUAUAAAGGCCGGGCUGCGGGGCCGGCCCCCACCAGCUGCUCGGGAGAGCGGGGCUGGCUCGUCCCGGGGCAGACGGUCCUUCUGCGCGCGACUCCCAGUGCGGAUCAGCCCCCGCCGCCGCGUUUUCACAGGACAGGGGAUCGGCUGCAGGGAGGCAGGAUGCUCUGGGCGCUGGCCCUGCUGGCCCUGUGGGCCCCCUCCAGGGCUCAAGCUGGUGACCAGGACGAGGACACCACCUUCAACCUUUUCAGCAUCAGCAACAUAAACCGAAAGACCAUUGGGGCCAAGCAGUUCCGGGGGCCUGACCCCAGCGUGCCUGCUUAUCGCUUUGUGCGGUUUGACUACAUCCCGCCUGUGGCUGCAGACUAUCUCAGCAAGAUUGCCAAGGCCAUGCAGCAGAAGGAGGGCUUCUUCCUCACGGCCAGCCUCAAGCAGGAUCGCAAAUCCCGGGGCACGCUCCUGGCUCUGGAGGGACCUGGUGCCUCGCAGAGGCAGUUUGAGAUCGUCUCCAAUGGCCCGGCAGACACUCUUGACCUCACCUACUGGGUUGAGGGUGCCCAGCAUGUCAUCUCCCUGGAGGACGUGGGUCUGGCAGACUCCCAGUGGAAGAGCAUCACUGUGCAGGUGGCUGGUGAGGUCUACAGCCUGUAUGUGGGCUGCAACCUGAUUGACAGCUUCACCCUGGAUGAGCCUUUCUAUGAGCAACUGACAACGGAGAAGAGCAGGAUGUACGUGGCUAAAGGUUCUGUUCGAGAGAGUCACUUCAGGGGGUUGCUGCAGAACGUCUACUUGCUGUUUGAGAAUUCUGUGGAGGACGUGCUAAGCAAGAAAGGUUGUCAGCACAGCCAGGGAGCAGAAGUCAAUGCCAUCAGCGAAAACACGGAGACGCUCCGCCUGAGCCCUCAGGGCACGACGGAGUACGUGGGCCAGGGCGCUGACCAGAGGCCCCAGGUGUGCGAGCGCUCCUGCGAGGAGCUGAGCGGCAUGGUCGCUGAGCUGUCCGGGCUGCACGCCAUCGUGAGCCAGCUUCACGAGAGCCUGAGGAAAGUGUCCAGUGACAACCAGAUCCUCUGGGAGCUCAUGGGUGGCCCUCCGAAGACCAGGAACGUGUCAGCCUGCUGGCAGGACGGCCGGUUCUUCGCGGAGAACGAGACCUGGGUGGUGGACAGCUGCACCAGGUGCACCUGCAAGAAAUUUAAGACCGUUUGCCACCAAAUCACCUGCCCGCCAGCGACCUGUGCAAGCCCAUCCUUUGUUGAAGGUGAAUGCUGCCCUUCCUGCUUCCACUCAGCGGACAGUGAGGAGGGCUGGUCCCCGUGGGCGGAGUGGACGGAGUGCUCCACCACCUGUGGGUCUGGCACCCAGCAGAGAGGCCGGUCCUGCGACGUCACCAGCAACACCUGCCUGGGGCCGUCCAUCCAGACGCGGGCGUGCAGCCUGGGCAAGUGCGACAACCGCAUCCGGCAGGACGGUGGCUGGAGCCACUGGUCACCGUGGUCCUCCUGCUCUGUGACCUGCGGACUGGGUAACAUCACACGUAUCCGGCUCUGCAACUCGCCAGUGCCCCAGAUGGGGGGCAAGAACUGCAGAGGGAGCGGCCGGGAGACCAAAGGCUGCCAGGGCGUCCCGUGCCCAAUUGACGGCCGGUGGAGCCCCUGGUCCCCGUGGUCUGCCUGCACGGUCACCUGUGCUGGAGGGAUCCGGGAGCGGACGCGCGUCUGCAACAGCCCCAAGCCCCAGCACGGAGGCAAGGCCUGUGUGGGGGACGUCACCGAACAUCAGAUGUGUAACAAGAGGAGCUGCCCGAUAGAUGGCUGCUUGUCCAACCCCUGCUUUCCCGGGGCCAAGUGCAGCAGCUUCCCAGACGGCUCCUGGUCCUGCGGCUCCUGCCCGGUGGGCUUCCUGGGCAAUGGCACCCACUGUGAGGACCUGGAUGAGUGUGCUGUGGUCACAGAUGUUUGCUUCACCACAAGCAAGGCCCCUCGCUGCGUCAACACUAACCCCGGGUUCCACUGCCUGCCAUGCCCACCUCGCUACAAAGGCAGCCAGCCCUACGGCGUCGGCCUCGAGGCGGCCAGAACGGAAAAGCAAGUGUGCGAGCCUGAAAACCCUUGCAAGGACAAGACCCACAGCUGCCACAGGCACGCGGAGUGCAUCUACCUGGGACACUUCAGUGACCCCAUGUACAAGUGCGAGUGCCAGACGGGCUACGCGGGCGACGGGCGCAUCUGUGGCGAGGACUCGGACCUGGAUGGCUGGCCCAACAAGAACCUGGUAUGCACCACCAACGCCACCUACCACUGCAUCAAGGACAACUGCCCCCUCCUGCCUAAUUCUGGGCAAGAAGACUUUGACAAGGACGGUGUUGGGGACGCCUGCGACGGCGACGAUGACAAUGACGGUGUUGACGACGAGAAGGACAACUGCCAGCUUCUCUUCAACCCCCGUCAGUCUGACUACGACAAAGACGAGGUGGGGGAUCGCUGCGACAACUGCCCGCAGGUGCACAACCCCGCGCAGAUCGACACAGACCACAACGGGGAGGGGGAUGCCUGCUCCGUGGACAUCGACGGCGACGAUGUCUUCAACGAGCGCGACAACUGCCCCUAUGUCUACAACACCGACCAGAGAGACACAGACGGCGACGGCGUGGGCGACCACUGCGACAACUGCCCCUUGGUGCACAACCCUGAUCAGACCGAUGCGGACAAUGACCUAGUGGGUGACCAGUGUGAUAAUAAUGAGGACAUCGACGAGGAUGGCCACCAGAACAACCAGGACAACUGCCCCUACAUCCCCAACUCCAACCAGGCCGACCAUGACCACGACGGCAAGGGGGACGCGUGCGACUCAGACGACGACAAUGACGGCGUCCCCGACGACAGGGACAACUGCCGGCUUGUCUUCAACCCUGGCCAGGAGGACUCGGAUGGUGACGGACGGGGUGAUGCUUGUAAAGACGACUUUGAUGAUGACAGCGUCCCCGACAUCGACGACGUGUGUCCGGAAAACAAUGCCAUCAGUGAGACCGACUUCCGCAACUUCCAGAUGGUCCCCCUGGACCCCAAGGGCACCACUCAGAUCGACCCCAACUGGGUCAUCCGCCAUCAGGGCAAGGAGCUGGUGCAGACGGCGAACUCCGACCCUGGCAUCGCCGUGGGCUUCGAUGAGUUUGGGUCCGUCGACUUCAGCGGCACGUUUUACGUCAACACGGACCGGGAUGACGACUACGCCGGCUUCGUCUUUGGCUACCAGUCCAGCAGCCGCUUCUACGUGGUCAUGUGGAAGCAGGUCACUCAGACCUACUGGGAGGACCAGCCCACCCGGGCAUACGGCUACUCUGGAGUGUCUCUCAAGGUGGUGAACUCCACCACAGGCACGGGCGAGCACCUGAGGAAUGCCCUGUGGCACACUGGGAACACGCCAGGACAGGUUCGUACAUUAUGGCACGACCCCAAAAAUGUUGGCUGGAAGGACUACACUGCUUACAGGUGGCAUCUGACCCACAGACCUAAGACGGGCUUUAUCAGAGUCUUGGUGCACGAAGGGAAGCAGGUCAUGGCCGACUCAGGGCCCAUCUACGACCAAACCUACGCGGGCGGGCGGCUGGGCCUGUUCGUCUUCUCUCAAGAAAUGGUCUACUUCUCGGACCUCAAAUACGAGUGCAGAGACGUCUAAACGAGAUCCACUGCGUUUCCGCCGUGUUCUGUAAACGCUGUUACCUGGACAGCUCGGUCCAUCCCAGGACUUCCGGCUUCUCCCGCCUUAGCAGCACCGUCUGUCUGUGACCUUAACUUCGGGGUCUCCCUGGCAUCCACCCCAAGCCCAGUGCCCUCCGAGGAUAGGUGUUAAUGGGGCCCAGCGGUGAGCACCCACUGGCUCCGGGAGAGACAGUUUGAUGACACAUGAGACUACGUGGACCUGAGAUCGAGCACGCCGUGACCUUGUUUUCCCUUGUUUGUUUAAAGAGAACGACGUUUACAUAUAAAAUGUAAUUACUUACUGUAUUUAUGUGUAUAUGGGGUUGAAGGGAGAUUGUAGCCAUCACCAUAAAUUAAGCAUGAAAAAUAUAGCUGCCCUACUUUUGGCAGUGAGGCCCUGAGUCUCUUGGGUCAGGACUGCUCCACAGUGACCCUGAGCCCUCCAGGUCGGUCCGCUCAGGCUGGAGCACUGCUGCAGUGAGGGAGGGGCAGGAGGGGCAGCCCCGGGGCGAGGGCCCCACAGCCCAUCGCACAUUAAGGAUGAUUGGGAGAAGGAACAGAAACUGCUCCCCUGCCAGCUUGUCCUGCAGCAAAUGCCUCGUUCUCUGCACAGUGGGGCCCAGGCGCCUCCACACGUGGGCUGCCAGAGCCUCUUUAAGUGAGGGUUAUCGAGCGAAGCGCGUCUCUGAAGCCACCGCCUGUGCCGUUGGGGACCUGGGAGCGCUCCUGGCCGCUGCUCCCUGAGUCUGUGUUCCCAUCGCCUGAGUCCCCGAGAUGCAGACAAGCAGACCAGUGAAUCAGCAGUGGCAUCUAAUCCCUAUUCUAGACCUUGAAACUGUGGAAAAGUUGUUUUGACCUAACUUGGUAACACAUUUCAUUAAGGUUCCAGUUAUAAAUCUUCUGUUAAUAUUUAUUAAAUGAAUAUAGAAUGCAGGCCCACUCACUGAUAACUUAUUUUAAAUGUGCCAGGUAAUACACAGGUAGUAUAGUUUCGAGGCAUAAACACAUAGUAAGUAUAUAAUAAAAGUUACAGCAAAGUGUUUUCCUGUGAAAAUUUGAAGCUUUACAAUAUUACAUUGUCAUGAUGAAGCAUGUUUAAAAUGUAACAGAAUGAAUAAAUAAUAAUGAAGCCUUUAUAAUGGAACCUUAAUGUAUACUAUUGCCAAUGACUUUAAUUCACUAUUUUUUGCUGUUAUCUAUCUGCUGUCUGUAGGAUGUUAAAAACGUUUGAAUGCACAAUGGCUUGCCAGAUGCACCCAUUAUCCAGUCAGGCAGAAAUAUAACCCAGUGUGACUCCCUUUUGCUUUGAGCUGCUUGAUUGCUGUGCAGGAAAUAUUACUUACUCUCACUCCAUGUAAGGGCUUAAUAAGAGAAGUUUGUUGUCUGUCUGAUGCAGGUGGGCACCUGUCCCCUGCUGUGACUAGUGCCUGUGUCAAAUGGGGGGGGACCCCUAACUUUCGUUGCCCUGUAGAUUUGAUAAAGUCAUGUUUUGCCUCCUCUGAGGCUGGUUCUCUCUAUGAUGGCUGCAUUCUUUUCCUUCUUUGUGGGGCUGUAUUCCCGAGACCACGGAGGCUCAGGAGCCCUCAUUAAAUGUAAGGAUUGGGAAGAGUGUGUGGGUUUUCUGUGUUAGUGGUACUAAGCUGGACUAUACCGUGGUGUGGGACAAUGAUGUGAAUAUUUAGAAUGUACCAUAUAUUUUUUGUAAAUUAUUUAUGUUUUUUUUAAAACAAACUUCUCUUACAGAUUAAUGAAAUUUCAUUUGUUUUGCAAAAGACUGUAAAUAUUUAUUUAUUGUUCACAUGGUCAGAAUUUCACCACUGAAACCCUGCUUUAGCUAGAGCUUCAUUUUUAUACUUUAAAGACUAAUAAUGGGAAAUAAAUUGCAAGAAGGUUUUCUGUAAA
Manis pentadactyla (Chinese pangolin) is the source of this 5791-nucleotide messenger RNA. RefSeq names its product thrombospondin 2 (gene THBS2). NCBI's taxonomy places the organism in Eukaryota, Metazoa, Chordata, Mammalia, Pholidota, Manidae. Gene Ontology annotation, cellular component: extracellular region. Gene Ontology annotation, biological process: negative regulation of angiogenesis; cell adhesion. The record is from RefSeq and is a predicted model, not a curated record. The transcript is spliced from 22 exons. Gene Ontology annotation, molecular function: protein binding; calcium ion binding. Bases 348 to 3866 code for a protein of 1172 amino acids.